Messenger RNA from Aspergillus nidulans FGSC A4, 2313 nucleotides. RefSeq lists its product as uncharacterized. The transcript has 2 exons. The record is from RefSeq and is a predicted model, not a curated record. Bases 119 to 1987 code for a protein of 622 amino acids. Lineage: Eukaryota; Fungi; Ascomycota; Eurotiomycetes; Eurotiales; Aspergillaceae.
CUCUUUCUUCCUUUUAUCCUUCACUGCAGUCACGGCCGUCGAUUAGAUCAUCUCCAUGAACUACUGAGCCAGUGAUUCUUCUCUUUUCAUUUAGUUUCUCUUACCUUACUCUCUAGCGAUGGCUUACUACGAUAGCCGACCACCAUACCCUCCCGCAGAGUAUCCCGAGACGCCCUACUAUUACGGGACCACGCACGGCGGGAGUCACUCCACGGCUGUCAUGCCACAUGCCAACCCCGCCCCCACUGGCGGAACCAGGGACGCAUACUACCGAGACCAUCCUGCGAGAGACGCAUACGAAUAUGGGCACGGCGACUACGACUCGAAGCGCUCACGCAAGAGCCGUCACAAGGCACACUCGGCAGAUCACUACGACGACCCGUACGACGGAUACGAGUCGCGCUCCCGACGAUCCAGACAUCAUGAUGAGCGGCGCCGUGAAAAGUACGACUAUUCGCCGUCAAGUAGCCGCUCGCCGCCCCGUCGUCGAAGAUCCUUGUCAGAGCGUGCACUCGGCGCCCUUGGUCUAGGAGCUGGGGCUGCUUCGGCGGGAUCCAAGCAUCGCGACAACGAGCGCGGCCGUUCCCGUGGCCGCCACCACAGAUCUUACUCGUAUUCGCCAUCUCCCUCCCGUGGAGGUCACCACCACCACCGCGACAAGAGCGAGGCGCGCAUCGCCCAAGCAGUUAAGGCCGCUCUAGCUGCUGGGGCAAUUGAGGCGUUUCGCGCACGCAAGGAACCCGGUGAAUGGUCCGGUGCUAAAGGAAAACGCGUUCUGACCGCUGCGCUGGCUGCUGGAGGCACCGAUGGCAUAGUUGACCGGAACCCUGACAAACACUCCAAACGCCAUAUCCUUGAAUCUACGCUUGCUGGCCUCGCUACAAACCGUGUCGUCAAUGGAUCACGCUCUCGUUCGAGAUCUCGUAGACGCUCUCGCUCCCGUUCCCGCUCCAAGGGCCGAGGCAAGGCCAAGGACGCCGCCAUUGCGGGCAUCCUAGCUGCUGCAGGGAAGGAGGCCUACGAUCGGUUCCAAAAGUCCCAUUCCCGAUCUCGGCCUCGUCACCGCUCCAACUCUAGAGAUAGCUACGACAGUUACGGGUCUCGUCCUCGCCACAAGCGGAGCAAGAGCGUUUCUGACUAUAUCAACAAAGGUAUGGCAGCUCUGGGCCUCGACGAUAAGAGUGACCGGAGCGACAAGGAUGAUCGGCGCCGUCGUCACCACCGAUCUUCACGGUACGAUGAUUACUCGGAUGAUGGCUACAGUAGUGACGAAUAUUAUCGCCGCCAUCCGAGCCCGCCGCGGACAAGGCAUUCCAGAGAUGUGAGUCGAGCUUAUUACCUCCCCGAGCCGGGAGCCAGAGCCGAAGGGAACUACGAUCAGACGACCGUGGGGCACUACUCGCGCCCUGGCUCCCAAAGCACAAGCACACAAGACCAAUCACGCGAUACAAAGCAGAUUGAUUCUGACACGGAUGACAGUACCGAUGAUCGCAAGAAACUCAGCAAACUUAAUCGGGAGACACUAUGGGCUACCGGCCUCGCGGCCGCGGCAACUAUCCACGCAGCUCAUUCCCUAACCGAAAGCAUGGAAAAACACAAAGAACGCGCAAAGCAGGUGAGAGAGGGUGAGAUGUCAAGAGAGGAGGCCCGCCACCGCCGACGAAAGAACCAGCUCUCCGACAUCGCCAGUGUCGGGGUUGCCGCCCUGGGUAUCAACUCCGCCAUAGCAGAAUGGAGAAACUUCGACCACAAACGCCGUGAGCGAGCUGAGAUGCAUAAAGUCUGUAAAGAACGCUCCAAGUCAAUGUCGAAGGGCCAUUCCCGCUCCAACUCGCGCUCCCAUUUUGAUUCGUAUUCCCGCCCACAACGCACCCAGAGCUUAAACCACCAAACGCCAAGGACGAUCUAUCCUGACGAAGUUGAAGAGAAUUGGUCCGUUUCUGACAGACGCUCCAUGCGUGGGCGGUCUCCUGGCGUGAUGAUCUAACUGCAUUUUAAAUACCUUUCAUGCGUUCUUUCUCUUCUUGCAACUGUCUGAUAUUACAUGAUUUUGACCAUGACUCAUGAUCCCAUGACUCUUACAUGAAAAAUGAAUUGUGAAUGACCCGCCACGACCACGAACGACCUUACUGACCUUAUGACAUUUAUGUUGAACCUUUCUACAGACUGUCAUUAAUACAACCUGACUUCUGUUACAAUCUUGUGUUCCAUGCUCUUGCGUCCAUUGAUUCCGGGUUGAUUUCUUGUGCUUCUAUAAUGCUUCUGUAUUGCCAUACAUGAUAAAUGCUUUGAAAGCGAUUUACAUUAGGUAAA